AUGGCAACAGCAGCCGCUGCUGCUUACCCUCUUUCACUAUCCACUUCUCGUCACCACCCUUUUCCGCCUACUAUCCUAACAUUUUCCAAAAGGUCCUCCUCGUCCCUCCAAUUCUCUUUCCAGUCCCAAUAUGACGCCAGUGCAGACGUACAAGAGGAAGAUAGCGUCAUCGGCGACUGCCUUGUCUUCGAGGAAGGCAUUUUUGAUGACCCAUUUCUCCAAAAAAGCCCCGACUUCAGAAAUAGUGAAACCCAAACCAGUACGAGUAAAAAUAGUAAAAGUAGACGUAAAAUUGAUACAACAGAGGUUAAUCAAGAAAAUUUGAUUCCGGAAAAAUGGUUGGAAAUUCAGAGGGAAAUUAGCAUUACGAAGAAGGAGAGGCGAAAGCUCGCCCAACAACUGGAGUACGGUAAAAAAGUGGAGAAGAGAAAGCAAGGGCUGAGGCCUAUCAGUGUAGAGGAUUUCAACAAAAUUAAGGAUGAGAAAUUGAAGCAAUUGAAGCCUAUUGUGCUCGAAGAUCCGAACCUGAGGUCUUUUGAGGGGAGUGAUGAUAUAAAGAGAAAUGUCGAUAAGGGUGAUGACUGCAGAAGUGGAGUGGGGAUUAGUGGUAGAGUGGCAGCGAGGAACCCGAGGUUCGCGGUGUAUGGAGGAGGUUUGGAGGAUAUUUCCGAGUUUUUCAAUAGUGGGAGUUAUGAUCCUGAUGCUGCUAAGAAACCAAGAGGUACAAACAAGUUGUUCACAAAGGAGGAAAAGUUAUUACUGAAUAGGAGGAUCCCUGAUCUCGCAGUUGCUAGCUCAGGGAAAUGGCAUCCUGUACAUACUCUUGCUGCCUCUGGAGAAUUUUACCUGAUGACUUCUUUGUUAAAACACGGUGUUGAUAUUAAUGCCCCUGACAAGGAUGGAUUGACUGGGAUUCACAAAGCAAUACUUGGAAAAAAACAGGCUAUUUUUAACUUUCUUCUGAGAGAAUCAGCAAAUCCAUUUGUUCGUGACAAAGAAGGGGCUACCUUAAUGCACUAUGCAGUUCGCACGGCUUCAAGUCAGAUGAUAAAAAUUCUUUUAUUGUACAACGUUGAUAUAAACCUUCAGGAUAAUGAUGGGUGGACAGCAUUACAUCUUGCUGUUCAAUCCCGUAGGACAGAUAUAGUGAGGCUUUUGUUGAUUAAGAGAGCUGAUAAGACUAUAAGGAACAAGGACGGAUUAACUCCACUUGACCUUUGCCUCUAUGCUGGAAGAGACAAGAGAACUUACGAACUAAUCAAACUGAUCAAACAGGAAAAGAGCAGUGAUGGCUCUGAAGAUGAUGAUGACGACCAAGAUGAUGAGGAUAGUGAUGGUGACGAGGAUGACAAUUGA
This is a messenger RNA of Fraxinus pennsylvanica, 1356 nucleotides long. NCBI's taxonomy places the organism in Eukaryota, Viridiplantae, Streptophyta, Magnoliopsida, Lamiales, Oleaceae. The record is from the annotation of a GenBank genome assembly.